ACGUUCAUCCUCUAGCCACUGUACCCUGCGCUCCGUGAACGCGCACGGAGAACCGAAGCGCGCUCACGCUCGCUCGCUCGCCGGUCUCGCGCUCCAGACCUGACACACAAGAAUAUACCAUCCUCAAAAUAAUCAUAUAAUAAUAACAAUAAUAACAUUAAUAACAACAACAAUAAUAAUAACAACGUCACCAUGAUGUCAUUGGAUCUGAACCUGCACGUGCUGACGAAGGAGCUGUCGGUGUAUCUGGAGAACCAGGUUCGGGUCGGUGGAUUCCUCGGCUCCGGGGUCGGACUGGCGCUCGCGCUCGGCUUCGGUGCCGCCUACGCCUGCUACUACUGGACAUCUGUAGCCAAGAAACCAACUCUUGUAUCAGGAGGGAAGAAGUUCUAUGAGUUUCUGAAGGAGAAUUGCCCCGUGGUGACCGAGACGUACUACCCUCCUUUCUGGUGCUGGGAGAGUCGGGUACAAACUCUCCUCCGUCCGUUUGUCACCGCCAAGCCCUGGGUCUUCUACAGGAAUGAACUCAUCAGAGCACCAGAUGGAGGUCAGAUAUCUCUGGACUGGUUUGAUAAUGAAGACAGCCUCUCUCACCCCGACUCCUCCACUCGUCCCACCGUCCUGCUUUUGCCCGGUCUGACCGGAACCAGCCGCGAGUCCUACAUCCUGCACAUGAUCCAGCAGAGCCGAGAGCUCGGAUACAGAUGUGUGGUGUUUAACAACCGAGGCGUCUCUGGUGAAAAGCUGCUGACUCCUCGGACGUACUGUGCAGCGAACACAGAGGAUCUGGAGAUGGUGAUUGAACAUGUCAGUAAGACUUAUCCAUCGUCUCCCAUCACUGCUGCUGGAGUCUCCAUGGGGGGGAUGAUGCUGGCGAACUAUCUGGGUCGUAAAGGUCACGCUACGUGCCUGAGAGGCGUCGUGGUGUUCUCGGCCGGCUGGGACGUGUUUGAGUGCACUGCUUCACUGGAAAAACCUCUCGACCGCUUUCUUUUCAACUCUUACCUCACCAGCUGCCUUCAGGCCUCCGUACACCGACACAGGCCGGUUCUCGAAAGGAACUAUGAUAUAGACCAUGUGAUGAAGGCCAAAACCAUCCGCGAGUUCGACGAGCGUUUCACCUCGAAAAUGUUCGGCUACCCGACAAACGACGAUUACUACCUAGAUGCGAGCCCCAUCCACAAGCUGAAGUCCGUGCAGGUCCCCAUGUUGUGUCUGAACGCAGCGGAUGACGUUUUUUCGCCAAAUCAUGCCAUCCCUGUCGAGGCGGUGAAGCAAAACCCCAAUCUAGCACUCAUUAUCACAUGCCACGGCGGCCAUAUUGGAUUUUUGGAGGGCUUCUGGCCACGACGCAGCACCUACAUGGACCGAGUUUUCCAGCAGUUUGUUAAAGCGAUUGUUGAAAAAGGCAGUGUGCUAAUGGACCUAGGGAGCUAGAGACCACCUGCUCGCCAACAGCGCCCCCUACACCCAGGAGCAAAAACAACAACUACAGGAUCAAUACUUUCCGAUCGAGACCUUGGCUCAUGGCUUCUGAUCGCUCGGCCUGUUCAUCCAUCCUUCACUAUUUAUGUAGUUUAGAUAUAAAUAGAUCUGUGGCCCUGUGUGUGUGUGUGUGUGUGUGUGUGUGUGUGUGUGUGUGUGUGUGUGUGUGUGUGUGUCAACUCUUAAUUCAGUUUGAGAGAACAUUGCGUUUUCAUUAUACUGUGUAUAUUUUAAGUGCGCUCUUUUGACCAAUGGAUCAACUGGAAAUGAAAUCUGCUAUUCCUGUAAUCGUCCACUCGGCUUCCGCGUUGUUUUCUUCAAACCGCAAGCAGAACAUUUCUCACUUCCUGGUUCUGAUUUCUCCUGUAACGCGGAAUGCAGAACAUGUCAAACAACACCUCAACGCCAAUCGGGGAUAAACAACGUAAAAACCUUAAAAACGUCCUAAUCCUGGAUGCUUCAUAAAUGCGGUCUCUCUGGUGAUUAAUUAGUGAACAAACAAACAAAUAAUUACUUCACAAUUCACUUCAAUUCAUUGGUUAUAUUAUAUUCAUAAUAUUCUAAAUAAAACACUCAAAUGGCUCCAUGAUAUUUAUAGUUUAAAUAUGUAAACAAGGUAAAUAUGCACAUAAUAUUAAUCAUUUCUUCUUUAAUUAAAUUCUAAUCAAAUUCCGAAUUUUAUUUGUCAAUUAAUCAUUUAUUUAAAAAUCAAUUUCUAAAAUGAUACAUUUAUUUUUGAAACAUGAAAAUAAAAUCAAGAAAAAUGUAAUUAAAUUGUACAAUGAAAUAGAUUGUAUGAUCCUAUAAAAUUGUGAAAAAUUAAAAAUAAGUAUAAAAAAAGGACUGGGAUUAUUACAAAAUAAUAAAGAAAUAAAAUUGGCAUGAUGUAUAACCAUAUACAUUUUCUGCGUAAAUAGUUUUCCAUUCAAAAUCCUUUGAAUCCAGUGAUAGAAUGAUUGAUUUUAUUUACUUUUUCAUGACUGCAGCUUUACUGGAGCAGAAAUCCCUAAGAGUUCCAUCCGUGGAACCGCUGAACCUCGAUCUUAAGAACAUUCUGAGGAAAAUAUCUAGAAAUGUGACACUUUGUCAUUUAUUAUUUACUGCAUAAAACCUCCCUCUCAACACUUACACCUUACAAACUUGGUCCAGGAGAUUAGUUUCUAAAUAAAGCUGGUCCAUGGCGUACAAAACAUUGGAGACCCCUGUUCUAGAACAUCUGAGAUGUUUUGGAUUAUUGGUUCUGAAUAUAUUCCUUUUGAGAAAACUAGUUUAAUACACCUAACCACAGAUUGGUAUGAGCUUCUUUUUGAACAUCCCAUUCCACAUUGAGUCCCCCAUUUGCUGUUAUAAUAAGUUUUACUCUUCUUGGAAGAUGUUUCACCAGAUUUAGUGGAGAUUCAUUCAGCCACAAGGUAUUGACACCCAGUUACUCGAUAGGGUUGGAGCUCUAUAGCAAGAGUUCUUCCACUCUAAAACAAUGGAAAGCAGAUCUUCAUGGAGCUUGAUUUGUGUGUCUCCUAGUUCAAGCGUAGGGAAACUUUGGUAGCAUAUUCCAAAGGUGUCGUGAACAAUUGUGUAGUGAAGAUACUCAUACGGCUGGAACGGUCGGGUUUCUCAGUACUUUUCGAAAUACAGUGUAUAGUGUUAGACCAGAAAAGGAGGAAUUCGACUGCUGAAUUGUUCCUGCUGAAGUGUCUCGCCUUUAACACGCUUGUCUGCUUGUCCCAUUACUGUCUCAAAUGAAAUUAGCCACCAUUCCUCCAUCUCGCCGUCUCCUGUCCUUUCUUUAAUUCGAUCCUCAGUGUAGUUGUGAGGUGAUUAGGGUUUAGAUACCUACCUGGUCUCAGUGACUAAUAAAACCAGACACACACAUGGAUCAGGUGCACGUUGUCGGGAACAGUCCCUCACAGCAGUCCUGAUGAUACGCUAAACCAGGCGACUGAUACGAUUGUUUUUUAGAAUCCAAAACAAAAAACUAGAUAUAAAAAUAAGAAUUCAACAACUUUUUGCCAAAAGAUCGCGAUCACUGAACACCUUUUUGUGAAACAGACUAGCCAAUGUGUUACAAACGGGAUUACUAAGGCUACUACUUAUUCUUAUUAAUUAGCAUUAAAUAUAGCUAGCUGGCUAGCAUUGCACUAAAAGUUUGUCAUCGGACAUGAAUAUGUAGCUAAUUUGCUGCCUUGCUAGUUUACGUUACCUUAAAAGCUGAAAAUAUCUAAUUAAAUCAAAUCCGGAUUGGGGGUUUGAUGUGAACGCUUUCAUUAUACCGUAUGUUUUGACACAAAGGAUUAAUUUCCUGUUUAGUGUUUUAUCCCUCGAAGUCGAACGUACGUGUCGCGCAGUGAAAAGAAAACAGAACCGAUCUGAUUUGAGAUUUUUGAGUGUGAACGUAACGUUUGUGCGUUUUCAUUGUAACUGAAGUAAAUGUUUCCAGUUUUUCCCUUUGAGAAAUUUACAGUCGACCCUGAAGAUCUCAACUUUAAACGUUCACGCCAUCCUUCACGGAGAGAGAGAGAGAGAGAGCGAUCUGAAAUCAGCUCCAGAGACGCUCAGGGUUAUUAGAUCUCCGAGCGAUUUGUCAGUGUGGAUCGUUUCCCUGCUCUUUAAACCAGUUAUUUCUGUUUCGUCGCCUGCACGUCUUCGCUUCAUCACUUCGUUUCUUCUGUAGUUCAGAUCACAGGAUCUGAAUUCUCUCGAAUGAAACUGAAUCCGCAGCUCCAGAUCACUUCAGAUCACAGGAACCUUCUCAGGUCUGGUAGAUGGAUUCACCUUUUUCCUGUUUUUCUUCAUUUCCUUUAGUAUUCUUCUCAAUCUCUUCUCCUUUUUCUCUUCUACCUUUUUAACUGAUCCAGUGUCCUCGCCAUUACUUCCAUGUCUCUUAUUUUCAAUGGGUCCUAGUUUUCUCCUCAGUUUUUCUCGAUUUUCUCCUGUCUGGACUUCCUGACUUCUACUUAUAUUACACCACAUAUUUUUUAUAUAUAUAUUUUUUUCUCAUCUCUUUCUUCCAGCAGCAUUUCUCAUUUCAUCUUCUCCAUCUCUCUUCUCAGUCUCGUUUCCACUUCUGUUCUCCAUCUAAUUUUUAUUUCAUCUCCAGCUUUUCUACAAUUUAUCUUUGGUUCUCCAUUUCUUGGCCAUUUCUUCUUUGUUUCCUCUCCACUUCUUUUCCAUUUCAUUUCUCCUUUUCAUCUCCAUCUCAUCUACAUUUAUCUUAAUUUCUUCUCCACUUCUUCUCUAUUCACUCUUUAUUUAAUCUCCAUCUCUUCUCCAUUUACUUUUUUCUUCCUCAACAUUAAUUUUUAAUCUUCAUCUCUUUUCCAUUUCAUUUGAUCUCAAUUUCUUCUCCGUCUCAUCUCAAUCCCUUUUCCAUGUCUCUGCAGCUUCUCAGCCCUCAGGGACGAAUAAAAAACCAACAUAAAAACCACAGAUCGUUUCUGUUUGCUCUGCAUGCACUUCUCCUCGUAAACUCUCUUAAAAAAAAAAGAAAAAUGUACAGUUAUAGUAGAAGUAAAAAAAAAAAGAAAAUAGCCAUGGAUGAACUCUUUCAUCGGUCGGUUUCUACCUCGAAAUGGUUUUAAAGCAGAAUUCAGUCACGUAUCAGUUGCUCAGUUCAUCAUUUACACCGAACUGCACUGAUGGCCGUGAUUUCACUGUAGAGAAAAAAAACAAGAUGGCGGCAUUUUUCUAGCUAGUAUGAUGCUAACCGCAAAUUAUCUGCUUUUGAAGAAAAAGAAAAAAAACACUGUAAAGACAUUUUAUAUCUCGCACAAUUGGAGUACGCAGCAAUCGUGAUGAACGUGAGAACGAAAAAAGGUUUAACAUCACUUACUUACUGUUUCUGACUGAACGUGUUGCGCUAAUCUUUUCCGUUAUGAAACGUGAUGUUCAGUUUUACUUUUACUACUGUUACAUAGCAACCAUUCUGACUGACUCAGUCACAACCUUAGGACAAAUGUAUAUGGACACCUGACUAUAAGAUUUAGCUUCUUCUGUGAACACUCCAUUCUGCAUCAUUCCUGUUAUAAGUACUUCCACUCUUCUGGGAAGAUGUUCCAUUAGAUAUUGUGGAGAUUUGAAGCUCAUUUAGGUACAAGGGUGUUAAAAGUCAGGUACCAAUGGAGGUGAGAUAAAGUGAGGAGGCUUCUAGGGUGUAUACAGCAUUUAUAUUUAGUUAUUCAAUAGGGUUGGAGCUCUAUAGCAGGAGAUCUUCAAACCCAUGGAAAGCAGAUCUUCAUGUAGCUUGAUUUUUGUGUAAGAUUUUAUCCAAGGACAAUUGUGUACCUCUAACUUUAGGAAAAGACCAGUUAUGGUUGGAAAAAGGCAGGUGUCCCAAUACUUUUGUCCGAUAUAGUGUAGGAAAUGAUGUGACUCUGGGAGGAAACCUGAAGUGGACGAGUGCGCUUUAUACAACAGUGCUGGAACGCAAACUUGGUGCUUUUCGGGUUCAUUUCAUGACAGCGUUUUGAUUCCACACGAUGUACAUGAAGGACCACAUCGACCUCGAGCUAUUGACUGCAGGUCCGACGGAGAAAAAAAACACAUAAUCCAUGCCAUAAUUCACAGCACAACGGACUUUUAUUUUUCACCAAGUGUUGUGUUUUUCUUUUCUACAUUUGUAAAACGACGGUUUUAUUUGUUUAAAUGUUCAGCAAUAAGGAGAAUUGUGGAUGUAGAUGAAGCACAUGUGCAGGAAGAAGAGUGCAUUUGCUGUCUUGAAUAAAUGAUGGAAUUAAAACGUG
Molecule: messenger RNA, 6224 nt
Organism: Silurus meridionalis
Lineage: Eukaryota; Metazoa; Chordata; Actinopteri; Siluriformes; Siluridae
Gene: abhd3
Product: abhydrolase domain containing 3, phospholipase
Exons: 9
Coding region: 193-1437 (414 amino acids)
Biological process (GO): medium-chain fatty acid biosynthetic process; phosphatidylcholine metabolic process; medium-chain fatty acid catabolic process
Molecular function (GO): glycerophospholipid phospholipase A1 activity; acetylesterase activity; A2-type glycerophospholipase activity
Source: RefSeq, a predicted model, not a curated record